This is a messenger RNA of Anopheles moucheti, 4163 nucleotides long. RefSeq names its product phosphatidylserine synthase (gene l(3)77CDf). Bases 525 to 2006 code for a protein of 493 amino acids. The record is from RefSeq and is a predicted model, not a curated record. Lineage: Eukaryota; Metazoa; Arthropoda; Insecta; Diptera; Culicidae. Gene Ontology annotation, molecular function: L-serine-phosphatidylethanolamine phosphatidyltransferase activity. The transcript is spliced from 6 exons. Gene Ontology annotation, biological process: phosphatidylserine biosynthetic process.
AAUUGCGGGGAGAUUAAAACCAUCUCAAUAAAUUUCCGAACGAAGAACGAGCUUGACGUGCGGGCCAGGACGGUGUUUGGUGAAAAUUUGUACACUCGUGGUCAUACAUCGUGCGUGCAGAAGUGCUGUGAUAAAAUCGUGCCGUAAAUGUAACUUGCAUCUAAACCCUCUUUCGUACACUUCCAUCUUCUAUCCACGACGGUAUUCUUCGCCCGGUGUCUUCGGGAAGGAUUAUUCUUGCCGUACCGAGCUUAUGCUGGAAUCGAUUUUAAUUCAAUUAAGACAAAGCAAGCUGUGUGAUAGUGCAAGGCAAAACGCUACGUACGACCGUGCUUAAUCGUUGGAAAACCUUGCUAGUGUGAAGUUCACCAGUCGGAACGGAAGUCGGAAGCAUACUGCAUACAUACGUAACACCCGGUGAACGUAGAAUACGGCCUUCUUUGGUCUCUGGGUAGCACACGCUGGCCCAGACCGUGGAACCAGAACCCUUUCCGGACGGUGUUAUCGUGCUGAGCCGCAAAAACAUGAAGAAACGUAGCAGUCCGCCACCGUCGACGGCGGACGGUGGCAUUGGCAGUGAAACGCUACUGCAUGCCUCGCAGCACACCAUGGCGGUCAAUGAGUUUAAGUUCAUUAACGAGCGCCCGGUGGACGAUAUCUCGCUGAACUUCUUCUACAAACCACACACGAUCACGCUGCUUGCCGUUUCGAUAUUUGGCGUGAUGUACUUUGCCUUCGUCCGUAAUCAGUCCGAUAUACAGGAGAACAUUUGGGCCGGCAUGCUGUGCGUCAUAUUCUUCUUCCUGAUCAUCUCCGUGCUUGCGUUUCCGAACGGACCGUUCACACGGCCCCAUCCGGUGGUCUGGCGAAUGCUCUUCGGUCUGUCGGUGCUCUACCUAAUGCUGCUACAGUUUCUAAUGUUCCAAGAUUAUAAGUCCAUCAUGGGAAUUUUCUACUGGUUCGAUCCAAAGCUGAGAGAUUUCCAUAUCGACAUGGAAAAGCAAUACGCCGCCAACUGCUCUGAUAUGUCGUUCGAACGAAUCUGGUCCCACGUGGAUGUGUUUGCCUGGGGCCACUUUCUGGGAUGGGCCUUUAAAGCCGUCCUAAUUCGUCACAUGGGCAUUUUGUGGGCCAUCUCGGUGAUGUGGGAAAUCACAGAAAUUACGUUUGCGCAUCUGCUGCCCAACUUUGCCGAAUGCUGGUGGGAUGCACUGAUUCUGGAUGUGCUGGUCUGCAAUGGGUUCGGUAUUUGGUGCGGGCUGAAGAUCUGUAAGCUGCUGGAAAUGCGCGAAUACAAAUGGGCCAGUAUACGGGACAUCUCGUCCACCACCGGCAAGCUGAAACGAGCGGUAUUGCAAUUCACACCAGAAAGUUGGGCACCUGUGCGAUGGCUCGAUCCGAAGUGUACCUAUAUGCGAUUUUUCGCCGUCUGUCAGUUGGUUUUGCUCUGGCAGCUAACCGAGCUUAAUACUUUCUUCUUGAAACACAUUUUUGAAAUGCCACCUUCACAUCCGGUCGUCAUUGCGCGGUUAGUGUUUGUAGGUCUGUUCACAGCGCCCUCGGUGCGGCAGUAUUAUAUCUAUGUGACGGACACGCGCUGUAAGCGGUUGGGCACACAAUGCUGGGUUUACAUCGCUAUCCUUGUGUCGGAGGCUAUUCUGUGCAUUAAAAAUGGCAAGGAGUUGUUUGAGCGCACCCAGGUGAAGAAUAUUGUCGUAUGGCUAAUCAUACAGGCGGUACUCUCGGUGCUCUUUGUCUACGGUUGUAUGCUGUGGCAUAGAUACGUUGCGGAAGACGAUUCCAGAGAUGGAUCUCCGGUGAAACAAAUGAACCGCACGUUCAAGGACUCUGCCAUCGUAUCGGGUGACUCGAAAGGAUACAAAGAUGGUUCCUCCUCGGCAAAAAGCUCACCCCUAUCUACGCCUACCAAAAAAGCCCGAUCUCAACAGGGGAACAAUGUUUCUCUCGGCUCAACCGGCAAAUUGGUCCGCGAACAUCUUGAAUAGGGUUUCCUAGGUACAAAACACUUGCGCACACACAGCCACAGUUGGCCACAAGUUAGCUUUCCUAGACAUUUUCCAUUUCUCGACAUUUACCAGGCUACACUGUUUGUUUGAUCCUCUUUACAACGAGCGUAACACACAAGCUUCCAGCACUGUAACGCACGCAUCCGUAUCGCGAAUGCUUAGCAAUGUAAUAUUUGUCACCUAUUUCUAUUCCCAACUAGUGCAGGAGUGUGUGUGUGUGGGAGCAAUGGCAUCUCCAAAAUGCGUACUUCCUUCGUCCUUUAAAAUCUAGACGCUUCUUCGGACCAAAUAUAGCUUGAUGCUUGGGAACUUUGUCCCAUGCUCGGUAGGAUAGUACGAGUAAAAUGAUUAUUCCCACUGCUACAAAUUCACCCCUCUAGACAGCCAACAGGCACUUGAAUACUCUAUAAUAUUGCUGCUUAUUGUUAGUUUUCUUUGAGUUUUUAGUUAUGCGUUAUGUUUCGUUAUGUUUGAAAAAUCAAAUGCUUCGCACGCGCGCGUUUCCAUAUGCUCUGGGUAAACAGUGCAACAUUGUCUGCCCGCGUAACCGUGCAAAGCUUUUAUAGACCGUAGUUAGCAAUCGGCACAUUGUUGCAUCCGUAUGAAGUGCGUAUAUAUGGUGUUUCUUUCCUUUUUUUGUGGAGUUUUGCCAAACAAAAACAAAACAAAAAUCCACGACGACUGCACAUACAUAUGGCGGGGGCCGAGAAAAAGGCUGAUCGAAUUAUGUAGCAAACAAUGUAAAGUAAUAGUUAGGUUAGUUGACGAUAGAGAGCGAGAGAUAGUGAGAGAUUGUGUAUUGUACUACACAUCGUGAUGGGAUGGGUGGUGUUAGGCUAGUUUAUGAAAUGCCAUCCAACGUGUAUCAUUACCGCAAUACCUAUUUUACCGACAAAGGAUGCUGAUAGAACCUGAAAAGACCAGGCAGAUGCGUAAGCAGAUAUACUGAUGCGGUGUACAAAUUGUAUUGCAAGUAAUUAAUCGUAAUAAAAGAAACAAGACUUAAGAGAGCGACGCAUCAUCAUGUGGCGGUUGCAUGGUUGAUAAUGCAAGGGCAUCUGUUGAGCUGUAGAUUUAUAUUCCAACAAGCUUCCGAUUUUUAAAAAAAUGAUAUAGGCACAAACUGUAAACAAGCCAGUAAACACAAAUAAGCGUUGGUUAAACAUGUUCUCUCCUGUUGCGGAGCUCUCGCUAGGAAUGCUUCAUUGUAAUCUAAUAGAUCAAGUCUUCGCCUUUCUCUACUUUACGACUGGUACGGUUCUUACAUAUCUCUGAAUGAAAAACAACAACAAAAGACAUAGGCAAAAAAGCAAUGUUAAUAGUAUCUAGCGCUUAUUUCAUUUCAACACCAAGCAAGACCACACACUAACCUGGUGUCCUACUAAGUCUUAACCGUUUCGGAAAGCUUCUUUUGCUUCAUCAAGAACUUCGCUCAAUAUCUCACUGGGAAAAAGGUCAGUUGACAGAGUAGGUAGGAAAUAACAAGGCUUCUUCAUUUGCUGCUGAGCUGAGCCAACUCCCCGUUACGCCGUAGACAAAAAUCUCUCUAGUCAGUAAGUUGUAACAAGAAGAAGGGUGGAACGCCUUGCUUCACUUUCACCAUAAAUAUUUCUAAGCUAGUUUGUAUCGAUUUUUUUUACUAAUCAAGCGUUGCGUCCCUCCUGCGGUAUAACACGUUAUGCUACGACGUGUGAUGAAAGAUUCUGAGAUCGUUUUCGUACUCUUGCGAAACAGUCGAAUACUUCCGGUAGAUUUGUACGGAUAAUUGGGGGGGACGUAGGGAAUUAGUCACCAUCACCAUCCCCCACCUUCGACAGGUGUUUGUGUGUGUGGUAACGCUUGCCAGUAACACACCGAAAACCAAGAAUGUUAAUUUUAGGUAGUUUUUUUCUGUUAAAAAUGAAAUCGCAUGUUACUCUGUACCUAUAUAGAGUUGGGAAGCAUCUUACUGCUACUAUUAGUUUUGGACAGUGUGGUCUGGACCUUUGGCAGGAAAAAUGCCGACGUAAUGCGAUUAAAUAAACCAAAAAUUAUUGAAAAAAUAAAGCAAGUGACAGACGUAGGUUAAGAUGUAAUAAUUACAAUUGAAACUCGUUGUGGUUGCAAUUUCAUUGUGUAAAUGGUUACUUUUUGUUU